Messenger RNA from Racocetra fulgida, 327 nucleotides. Lineage: Eukaryota; Fungi; Glomeromycota; Glomeromycetes; Diversisporales; Gigasporaceae. The record is from the annotation of a GenBank genome assembly.
UUCUUAAGAAUAGCUGUCCAAGCUAAGUCUAGAUAUUUUAGUUAUUACAGAGGAAUUUUCAAACAAUUAAAAACUUAUGUUGAUGAUAUAUCCAAAGUUAUUAGUAGUAGUGAAGAUGAUACAACAAGUGUUAUUAAGAAAAAUAAUAUAACAUCAGAACAUACAAAAUAUGCAAACCAAGCUGAAAUAUUAUCCUGGUAUUAUUAUGCUGAAGGGUUUGAAAAAGAAGUAAAAAAAAUAUUAAAUAAUACUAGAAUAACUAUAAACAAGACAAAAUCAAAAGUUUAUAAAAAACUUUUGACCCAUCUUGUAGAUGUUGAUUUAUAA